This is a messenger RNA of Cyprinus carpio (common carp), 3187 nucleotides long. RefSeq lists its product as uncharacterized. Lineage: Eukaryota; Metazoa; Chordata; Actinopteri; Cypriniformes; Cyprinidae. The coding region runs from base 122 to 3139 and encodes 1005 amino acids. Gene Ontology annotation, molecular function: monoatomic cation transmembrane transporter activity. The transcript is spliced from 26 exons. Gene Ontology annotation, cellular component: membrane. Gene Ontology annotation, biological process: transmembrane transport; monoatomic cation transport; meiotic DNA double-strand break formation. The record is from RefSeq and is a predicted model, not a curated record.
GCUAAAGUGUCUCUUUCUGCAGGCUUUCGCGCCAUCUAGUGGAGCGGAUGGACAGCGCAACUGCGCUUGCGAACUUUUCUGAGGGUCUUUCAGACGAAGUUGACUGUUAUUGGGAUUGAAAAUGUACUGUAAAUUACGACAGGUUUUGAGGUGUUUAUUGGCUUUAGUUCAUCGGGAGCGGUGUGAGUGUAAACGGUCAGGAGGCCUGAUGGUUGUCACGAGAGCGCUGUCUGAAUCUCCCGCGAUUUUAACCGUAUCUGCUGCUGGUGCUUGGUGUAAGAAAAUUUCUAAGUCUGCUUCGAAAGAGGCUAUAGACAGUCUUUCUUUAGAGGUCCCACCUUGUGAGUGUGUUCAUCAGGAAGAGCUUCAGAGGUUUACUGACAAUUUUGGGGCUUUGUUUUUUACCUGUUCUUUCCAUGUUGAAAAGCUACUAGUCAGUCAGUGGAGGCGGAACUGUCAAAGAUCCAAACAUUUCUGCACAGACUCAGUCUGGUUCAUGCGCAGUGGAGGACAGAAAGGAAGUAAAGCUUCAGCAAUGGAUCAUAGCAUUACUAUGGACACUGCUGCAUACGGACAGAAUCCAUUCUCUGUACGCUGUCUCCCGUCCUGUCCACAAAUGCACCCAGUAUUAGGAAACACACUGAGCUGUGUGCUUCCCACUGACAUGAUAGAGGCUGGACUGUGUGGGGAAAUGAGCAUGGCUACCAUGGCAACACUUGCUCCCUGUAUGGAUCUGUAUUCCAAUUGGCCCACUCGUCUCUCAUGCAUACGGAUGUUAGUGUACAGUCCAUGUGGCAUGCCUUUAAUGCAACAAACACAGACGAGUUUCCUUCAGAGUUUGGCUACUUCACUUUCCUGGGCAGAUCUCGGCCUUUCUAGAGUCUGUUGCAUGGAAGCACAAGACAUCCAGGGAUCUCUGUGUUCUGAUGUAGUAUUCUCUGUUGAGACUGACUGCAGCCAGGAAACAAGAUGUAGAAGUGCUGUACAGCAGGACAUUGAGUCAGAAUGGAGCCAUGCUGUAGAACAGACUCUGACUGUCUUUGUUUUCACUCAAUACACUGACCCCUUCCACUCCCAGAUCACAGACUUCAUAAGCAGUGAAGAGGUUUUUGAGAGACACUUGGAUGCAGUUCUUUGGUACAACGAAGAUCAAGUGAGAACGAUGCUGCAGACUACCAUGAAAAAGACGCUGAAAGGAUUUCAGCAAAAACAUGCUGCCAGGCAGAGGUUGGAUUCUGCCAUACCCAUUGUGUUGAGCUCAGUGAACAGUAUAAUUGCCAGCAGCAGCAGUAGAGAGUUUCGAAGAGCGUGUUUUGAUAGCAUGAAGGUCAAGAGCACCAGCGAGUUACAUGCCUCACUAAAGCAGUCUCUUCAAAGCAUCGUGGAUGGGCGCUUUACUCCAAGGCGCAGGUGUAAUAAGGAAAAGGUGGUGGAGGCUGUUAGCACUGAACAGAGUAGUCUUGACGGCUGGGAGGAAGAGUUUGAAAAUCCACCAGAACUGUCUUCUAAGAGGAUUCACUCUGAACUUCAAUACUCGAGCUUUACCCCUACGAAGAGACAAUGUUCAGAGAUGAUCUCUGAGAAUUCAGACACCUUCAUGAACAAUGUCUUUGAGGCAGCAAACAUCCAGAGAAAUUCCCUGUCCCCAAUACAGCUUCCUCAAAGUCAGCAAACCAGAAUGAUCGCAGACAAACCCUCAGUGCUGAGCCUGACUAACCUGAAAAAUGAACAGGAUAGAUGGGAUGUUUAUUUGAUUCUGUUUCUUAUCUUGUUAUUUAACAUCGGCUGUUUUAAUAAUUCUAGACUAGAUCUGGAAAUCAUUCCCAUUAUGCAACAUGUGAUAUACUCAAUAGGUUGGAAAAGUGGAGGAGGGGUGCACAAACUCUGGUUUAGCUUUCCAGAUUCCAGAGUCACGUCUUUAACGUGGACACAGGUCCAAUACUGUUCCACAUCAGACAGUGAUAAAAGUGGAUCUCCAGCGGGUCCUGUAGAGCCAAAGCCCACUGAGAAAGAACAAGCUGCACAGUCCUCUACAAAAACAGCUGGUAAUGAUUCUGUUCCAAAAACUCAAGGUCUGACGAAAGCAGAGAGCAUUCAAGUGAAAGUACGGGCUGUCCUGAAAAAAAAAAGGGAAUAUGGCACCAAAUACACCCAGAAUAAUUUUAUUACCACAGUUAGAUCUAUGAACGAGUUCUGCCUCAAACCCAGUGACCUUGAGCAGCUUAGAAAAAUCCGUCGACGUAGUCCCCAUGACGACACAGAAGCAUUCACCGUCUUCCUGCGAUCAGAUGUGGAGGCAACAGCUCUGGAUGUAUGGGGAAGUCAAGAGGCACUUGCUAGAGAGAGGAAUCUCAGGAAAGAGGUGGAAAAGGAGUACCAAGAAAACAUAUUUAGAAAUCAGAAGCUGUUGAAGGAGUACAAAGACUUCUGGGGGAACACGAAGGGCUUACUGUAUUUAGCAGGAUCUCUGGUGUCUGAAGGAGCUACUCUAUUGGUGGCCAUUAAUGAGAUCAAGAAGAGUGCACACGAACAAGGCUUGUCCUUUUAUGAAUACGUGAUGCAAAGUCGAGACCCCAGCACUAACGUGGUCCUGUUGGAGGAUGCUGCUGCUGUGCUCGGGGUGGUGCUGGCAGCUGGAUGUAUGGGACUAACGUCUCUCACAGGUAACCCCUACUAUGACAGUCUGGGUUCUCUGGGCGUAGGCACCCUGUUAGGAACGGUAUCUGCAUUCCUCAUCUACACUAACACAGAGGCUCUGCUGGGUCGCUCCAUCCAGGCCGAGCAUGUGCAGAAGCUCACAGAGUUUCUGGAAAGUGACCCUGCUGUCAGGGCGAUUCAUGAUGUCAAAGCCACAGAUAUGGGGCUGAGCAAAGUGCGCUUCAAGGCAGAGGUGGACUUUGAUGGCGGGGUGGUGACACGAUCAAACCUGGAGAAGCAAGACAUUGAACAGAUCCUCAAGUACGACAUUCAGCAGGUGAAGACGCCAGAGGAGCUGGAGAACUUUAUGUUGAAGCAUGGGGAGAACAUUAUUGACACCUUAGGAGCAGAGGUGGACCGUCUAGAGAAAGAACUUAAGGUAUCUGAGAAGACCACACUCAGGUUCUUAAUUGAUGUCUAUGGUUAUAUGAAGACCCUUUAACAAACAUGGAAGCUUUCUAUUGUACAAAAGGUUAUUUUUAGUGAAAAA